CGUCCCCCCUGUCCCUUCCUCUCUUCGUUCGUUCGUUCGUUCGUUCGUUCCCUCGUUCCCAGAGGAGCUAACGCCUUGCCGGGGUUAGUGACAAGUGAGUGGAGAAGUUUUGAGGAUUAGCCGUCGCGAUGGUGGGCGGCAGGCCGGGCAAAGCAGGUCUUUUUGAUGCCAGGAUCCAACGAGAAGGUUUGGAACAACCAAGCAGCCUCUCAGUUGAAGAGAAAGGGCUCUGAACGACGUCGACGACCUGUUGACUCUUGGAAGCUCUUUUAUCAGCGAAUGUCUAAUAUUGGUACACCUAACAAAGUGAAUGAGAAUGAAUGUGAUCCGAGGUGUGUUUGUGUUGGGGAGUCAAAACCAGUGCCCACGAAACAAAACCAAGGGUGCAAUUACAAAGGCUACCAUGAUCAGUAUCAGCACCCAAAUAAAACCUGCAUUCAUCAUCAUGAAAGCAAGAAUAGGCAAUCAGCAAGAAUCUGCGCCAGGCUUGACCAAAUUGAUCACAUAUAGUAAUAAUGAUAAGCUUUUGGGGAUUAGAUCCAAUGUGCAGAUGUCAUGAAGUGCCGUUCAUUUACCAAUGGCUAACCUUCAGCAGCCAGGUGCUUUCCUGGGAACCGGCAGUCUCGGGACGGGUGUCGGUUCCAUGAUGGGAGGGAGCCAUGCGCCAGUGGCCACGCCCUCCUCUAUGGGUGAUGACCAUUCAUCCAGUGGGACAAGUCCUAUGAUAGACCCCGGGAUCACUCCCUCACCGGAUCUUUCACAUUUAACCGUCGAGGAGAGAGCCAUUAUUUCGAACGUGAUGCAUCGACAUCAAAGUGAAGAGAGUAGAGAAGUCGAAUUUCUCAGGAGAAAGCAGAUGGAGGUUGUUUCACUCGAGAAUCAAAUUCGCGAAAAAACCGAGUUUCAGAAGAAAGCGGGAGUUGAGCUGAAUUCCACGUGUCAGAUCUGCUUGAAGACCAAGUUUGCGGAUGGGAUUGGUCACAAGUGCAAUUACUGUGGCGUGAGGUGUUGCGCCAGAUGUGGUGGAAAAGUUACCAUGAGGUCAAGAAUUACUUGGGUUUGUGUCCUCUGUCGCAAGAAGCAAGAGAUUCUGAUCAAAACCGGGACCUGGAUUGGCUCCGGGAAGACCCCAGGAUCAACUUGUGGCACGCCCGUUUCUUCCAGCGGGAGCUAUCGAGGUCCAAUUCGAGACCAAUCGGAUCCCAUAAUGCAGCGCAUCGAAGAUGACAUGCGUUUCCAACGCUUUGGCAGUGAAGCAAGUACCCCCAAAGCGUCUCAUUCGGCAGCAGUCACUCCGUCCGCAUCCUCAACGAUCUCCUCGCUGUUCUCUCGAGCUCUAUCCAUUGCAGGCACACCCACGCCCUCAUCGCCAAGUGGUCAAUCGCAAGGUCGCUCAAGGUCACAUUUGGAGAGGGGAUCAAGCUUAGAUAGGCCCCCAGGUGUUCAAGGAGAAGAAGUCUCAAAUAGGAUCUUGGGAUUCCUGUCCCCAAGAUUUGGAAACGGAAUGUGGCGACAACAAUCUUUAGAUGGUUCAAGUCCCCUUCAAGGUCCCUCCUACUUUGGUGGUCAUCAGACGCCCACUACACUGCCCACUACAUCCUCUCAUCAGCCAGCUUCUUCGGGGUCUUCAAUCCUGGGGUCAAUUCGGGUCCCGUCAUUAGUUAGACGAUUGUCAGAAGGCGGAGAAACAUGGGACAACUCGAGAUCCAGUCCACGACAACCGUUCGGGAAGAACAGAACCAAUUCUAAGGUGGCUUAUUCCAAUCCCAGGGGUCGUUUAGGGAUGUUCAGCCAGAGCGAUAACUUUCAAACGGCCCACUCUCCCCGUGUGAGUUCCUCGCCUACCCACUCCCAUGGGAAUUUCGCAGGUCAAGAAUCUUCAACCAACGUCAGUUCAUAUCUCCAGCCGCGUCUCACCUCAUAUGGGCACGAAUCCGUGUCGGCCCCCGAGGAUAUGGGUGGAAAAGAGAGCUACACUCGUGCUCAAAGAAUGUCUUCGGUUGAGCGUAGUACAUUUGCCCCCCGUGUGAUGGUCUCAGAUGGCGAAGCUAGGGAUAGGUGUCCACCUUUGUUCGAAGAAGAAGGAAGGACCGAUGUUCUCUCGGAUGGUCAAUACCAUCAUGGACCCUCUCUAUUGGAUGCACAUCCAAUCCCACGAAACACCACUCAGCGACGCAAAAUGGACCAUACUUUUCGCAACGACUCCCUUUCUAGUGAUCAAUCGGAAUGUGUGCGACCUCCUCCACCCAAACCCCAUCGGCACAAGCGUCGAACUCCCUCAUUCGACAAUCGUGUCCAACAUCAUCGAAGAGCAUCUUUUGUGUCCAGCUCAGAUGACGAAAUUCGUUCUACACCCGAGUACACGUCUUGCGGUGAAGAGGAAAUGGAGUCCGAAUCCAUCUCAGAGAAAGGCGAGCACGAAUCGUCCCAAGGUUCCAUCGUAGUUGGAGCCAGCCCAGGCAGCCAAGGAAGCUCGGGGAGAAAUGAGGAACAAAUUGAAGUCACGACCAAGACUUUGCCAUCGCAUCCAGUCUCAUGGCAUUCAGACGGAACUCGACUUAUGGGCCACAUGAUCCUACAAAAAUGCCUCAAGGAGGGUUUCGUUCCGUCCUCUAGUGCCACUUUGCUUGGGAUCAAGGUCAUCGGUGGAAAAUUUCUCACCGGAAAUCGCAUUGGUGCCGUAAUUGAAAAAGUCAAGAAGGGUAGCAUUGCGGAUUCGGUUGGAAGACUCUUGCCAGGGGAUGAGAUCCUUGAGUGGAAUGGUAGAGCCUUGACCAAUAAAACUUACGAUGAAGUGCACGAUGUGAUAGCCGAAUCUCGACAUGAUCCUCAAGUGGAACUACGGGUUUGUCGAUAUGUGGGUGGUGGGGCAGGACCGGGGCCCGGGCCAUUGACGAACCCCACCGACCUUGGGCGUCAACCCCAUCUCUCUGAUCCUUUGUCUGGUCGAUACUCAUCGGGGAGAGGACCUCUUUCUCGCUCCUCCGGCGGCGCACCGGGACGACCAUCUGUUACAAUCAGUGAUCCUUUGGGUGAUACCCAUAUGCUCAAUCCUCACUCCACAGGCCUCUCUUCAGCCUCUUCAAGUGCUACCAGGAUCCAGGUAAAAACUUGGCAUGAUGUGUCGCGUUCUGAGCUGAUUGUCACAGUUUUAUCGGCUGCGGAUUUGCCUCCCAGAGUCAAUGGCCAAUAUAGAAACCCGUAUGCCAAAAUCUACUUGCUACCUGAACGGAGCGAAAAGGCCAAGCGGCGAACCAAAACGGUUAUUAACACCUGCAAUCCUCAGUGGAGCCAGUCUUUCGUCUAUCCCUGCGUUUCGUCCUCAGAUCUCCAAUCUCGCGUUUUGGAGGUCACCGUCUGGGACUAUGAUCGCUUUGGAGCGAAUGAGUUUUUGGGGGAGGUCACCAUUGAAUUGGGCCAGACUCAAUCAGUCCACUCCGUAGAAGAGGAUCAGUGCGAGCCCAUGUGGCACACCUUGAACGUCUUCUUGCCACCUGAGGAGGGGAGAGGAAUGUACAUGGACCAAGAUCCAAGUCUUCUGGAGCCCCAUCAUCUCCGCCAACACAUCUCACCACCCAACAGCCUGGCUCGCCUUUCGGACUCGGAGAUUUCAGAUGUGGAUGAGAACGGUCUUCCUCGUGCCUUGCCCGGGCUAGUGGAGCCCUAUCCAUAUGGAGGGGCCAAUUCUUCAUCCAUGAUGGGACCACCCAGCCGAAGGAGGCUUGCUGGAUCCGCUUCCAUGAUGGGACCUUCCACUGCCACUCCCACAGGCUCGCCUCACAAGCGACGCCUUCCACAGAUACCACCGUUGAGAGACCGAGGUUCAUUGCCUCCAGGGUCAAAUCCCCAUGAUUUUGAAAGAAAUCGCCCCGUCAGAUCAGGACCAAUAGGAAACGGAGCAUCCUACGACAGUGCAAUGCCGCCAUCCGAUCCCCACCGACAUCGUAUGGGAAAUGGCCGAGGACAACCCGGUCGAAGUCGGACUUACGGGGGUUAUAGUGAUCACGAAUAUGAUCCCAAUAUGGGACACAUGGAUUACAAUCCGAAUCACCAUGGUUCACAGCAUCCUCCCGGUACCUUUCCAAACCGCUCAGGUGGGUCAGGCAUGAACCAGUCUGGUCCACCACUUCCAAUGCGAGGUCCAAACAUGGGCGCUGCUGGUGUUCCAUCCUCGCGUCGUGGGCCCAUCGACCAUUCGGGCCACCCCGUCGAAUAUGGGGACAGUGAUAUAGAAAGUGUAGUUAGUGGAACGAGUGCCUUCUCUAGUCAUUCUGCUCCUCACUCCAGGAGCAGACGCAUGGGUGCAUCCGCCCAUGAUGGCUCAACGUUUAGACCUGAUGUGCACGGACGGUCCGAACGAGGAGUUGCUUUCACAAUUGGAGGAGAAGACAAAGCAGAUGGUAGUCUGAGUGAUACCGCACUCACAUCCAUGGAUGCACUCGAGCGCCAACGAAACCAAAGACAAGAUCCCCGCGGACUAAGAGCAGGAGCAGGGGCCAGUCCAAGUGGGGGCGGUGGUGGUGGAGCAGGCGGAACCAGUGGGGUUGGGGGUAACAAUGGUGCUGGACCCGGUGUAGGCAUGGGCAAGAAAUCUAGCUCAACAUCCCAACUAUCAGCUGCGGAUUGGUUGCGUGGGAAUCGACGACCCACCGGAGUCCAGCGCAGUUCCGAGGUCCUCCCUCCGCAAGCGACAAAAACUUUAGUAAAACAGAACUCCAAGGAUUCCAAUGACGGAUCCGUCAGUUCUGAGGGUUCCAAUUGGUUGACCUCGUCUGCCAGACUGGGUUCGGAAGGCCAAUUGUCAGAAUUCAUUGAGGGCUUGGGGCCUGGGCAACUCGUGGGUCGUCAGGUCUUGGCCUCGCCAGCCUUAGGCGACAUUCAACUCAGCAUGUGUGAUCGGAGGGGACACCUGGAGGUGGAAGUCAUUCGGGCGCGAGGACUUCAAUGCAAACCCGGCUCGAAAACUCUGCCCGCCCCUUGGGUGAAAGUGUACCUUGUAAGUGGGAAGCGUUGCUUGGCCAAAGCCAAGACCACCACGGCAAGACGAACCCUGGAUCCUCUCUAUCAACAACAGCUCGUCUUCCACGAGAAGUAUCAGGGGUGUGUCCUCCAGGUAACCAUUUGGGGUGACUACGGUCGGAUGGAGGGCAAGAAU
Tigriopus californicus is the source of this 5155-nucleotide messenger RNA. RefSeq names its product regulating synaptic membrane exocytosis protein 1-like (gene Rim). The record is from RefSeq and is a predicted model, not a curated record. Gene Ontology annotation, molecular function: transmembrane transporter binding; small GTPase binding. Gene Ontology annotation, biological process: regulation of synaptic plasticity; regulation of membrane potential; calcium ion-regulated exocytosis of neurotransmitter. Lineage: Eukaryota; Metazoa; Arthropoda; Copepoda; Harpacticoida; Harpacticidae. The transcript is spliced from 16 exons. Gene Ontology annotation, cellular component: cytoskeleton of presynaptic active zone; presynaptic membrane. The annotation marks the transcript as partial.